AUGGAAGAAGUUAUAUAUUUUAAAAACUUUAUAAAUGGUGAAUAUGUUGAACCAAUUGACCAUAAAUAUAUGAGCAACUAUGAUCCAUCAGUUGGUAAAAUCUAUAGUAAUGUCCCUGAUUCAAAUGAGAAAGAUAUAAAUGAAGCAGUAAAAGCAGCAAAAGAAGCAUUCCCAAUAUGGAGUUCAAAAUCAGCUCAAGAAAGAUCUGAUAUGUUAUAUAAAAUUGCAAAUGAAAUAGAGAGAAGACUUAAAGAAUUUGCAGAGUUAGAGAGUAGAGAUCAAGGUAAAACCAUUACAACAGCAACAACAAUUGAAAUUCCAAGAUCAAUUUAUAAUUUUAGAUUCUUUGCAGGUGCAAUCUUACAUCAUCAAAAUGAAUCUACUGUUGGUCCAUUACCAAAUGUUUUAAAUUAUACAUUAAGAAGUCCAGUAGGUGUUUGUGGUUUAAUUUCGCCAUGGAAUUUACCAUUAUAUUUAUUAACAUGGAAGAUUGCACCAGCAAUUGCAACUGGUAAUACAUGUGUUUGUAAACCAUCAGAAAUGACACCAGCAACUGCUCAUUUAUUAGGUGAAGUGUUUAACACUGUUGGUUUACCACGUGGUGUUGUUAAUAUUGUUUUUGGUAAUGGUCCAAAUGCUGGUAGUCCUUUGGUUAGACAUUCAGAUGUACCUUUAAUCUCUUUCACUGGUGGUACAAAAACUGGUGAAAUCAUUCAACAACAAGCAUCACCAUUAAAUAAAAAAUUAAGUUUAGAAUUAGGUGGAAAGAAUCCAGGUAUAAUUUUUGAUGAUUGUAAAUUUGAAGAAUGUGUAGAGACAUCAGUAAGAUCAUCAUUUUCAAAUCAAGGUGAAAUUUGUUUAUGUACAUCUAGAUUAUAUGUUCAAGAAGGUAUCUUUGAUAAAUUUGUAGAACAAUUUGUAGAAAAGACUAAAAAGAUUGUUGUUGGUGAUCCAAAAUCUGAAAAGAGUGGAAUGGGAGCAUUAAUUAGUGAAGAUCAUUUGAAAAAGAUUGAAUACUACGUUCAAUUGGCAAAAGAUGAAGGCGGUACAAUUUUAUGUGGUGGUAAGAGACCAGAGUUAUCCGCUAUUUUCGGUGGUAAUGAAAAUGAAAAUUUAAAGAAUGGUUAUUUCUAUGAACCAACUGUUAUCAUUGGUUUAAAUCCAUUAACUAGUAGAGUGUUAAAAGAGGAAAUAUUCGGUCCUGUCAUUACCAUCACUUCUUUCUCAACUGAACAACAAGUUAUUCAAUAUGCAAAUGAUGUUGAAUAUGGUUUAGCCUCUUCAUUAUGGAGUCAAAAUGUUGAUCGUUGUCAUCGUGUAGCUUCAAAGAUUGAUUGUGGUAUUUGUUGGGUUAAUUGUUGGUUAAUUCGUGAUUUACGUACUCCAUUUGGUGGCGUUAAAAGAUCCGGUAUUGGUCGUGAAGGUGGUGAUCAUUCAAUUGAUUUCUUUACUGAACAAAAAAAUAUUUGUAUUAAAAUUGGAAAUUAA
Molecule: messenger RNA, 1488 nt
Organism: Dictyostelium discoideum AX4
Lineage: Eukaryota; Evosea; Eumycetozoa; Dictyosteliales; Dictyosteliaceae
Product: aldehyde dehydrogenase
Exons: 4
Coding region: 1-1488 (495 amino acids)
Molecular function (GO): oxidoreductase activity; retinal dehydrogenase (NAD+) activity
Source: RefSeq, a predicted model, not a curated record